This is a messenger RNA of Closterium sp. Naga37s-1, 6723 nucleotides long. NCBI's taxonomy places the organism in Eukaryota, Viridiplantae, Streptophyta, Zygnematophyceae, Desmidiales, Closteriaceae. The record is from the annotation of a GenBank genome assembly.
AUGUCGCUAUCGCUGUCGGGCACUUUCAGCUGCGACAGUUCGCGCUUCAGCUGCGACGGCGCGCCCGACGACACGGGCUGGGAGAGCCCUUCGGAUUCCGGUGGCGACGCGGUCUUCGGCGCGCAGUACGGUGACCGCCUCCCCAGCCGCAGGCGGAGCUUCGCAGGCGCGGGCACGAACCUUUCGAUCGGACGGCUAUCGGAUGGGCAUUUGAGCCUGGAGCGCGCGUGCAAGUCGGCGACAGUGUCGCGCGUUAGCAGCCGCCUGCUGGCCCCCACGCAAUCGUCGCAGGCCAAGUCGCGCUCUCUCAACCAUCGGCGCGCGGCGGAGGACGGUGGGACGGUGGGGCGCGAACCGUUCAGCACCUCAUCGCAGCCGCGGAGGACCAAAGCUGGCGCGACAGCAGCAGGAGCGGCCCGCGGAACACCCACAGACUUAAACGAGCGUGUACAUGCGCCGGUUUGUAGCCCACCGCGCGGAAAGGUUUCUGUGGAAAAAGCAGCACAAAACGCGGCAAAAGGCGGGCAGCGCGGACAGGGGCGGCGACUGUCAGACGCGAGUGAGAAUCUGGCGCUGAAGCUGGCCAAGCACCGACAGGGGCUGGGGGUGGUGGGCGCCGGAGAUCCCAAGACGGGUGCUGGUGGCGCCUCUGCCACUCCACAUGUGCCACGUGGCGGGAGGGUGGGAUCUCGAGGGGGGGCUGCGGCUCUGCCCGUGUCCCGCAGUGCGCUGGCUGCGGACAGGAAGCCGCUGGUUGCAGGAUCUGCGGGGAACGUUGCGCAGAGCCGCGUUGUGGCGGGGGAAGUGAAGCCCCGACAGCGCCUGGCGGACGGGAAAGGUCCGCCUAGUGGUAGCGGCGGACGAAUCCCCGCGCAUGGCGCACCGGACGGGGGAAAGGGGCUGCGGGAACACAGUGCGGGGGGAUCAGUGAGCGGUAAGGGGAAGAACGAAAAGCGGGUAGUAGGGACAAUCGGAGUGGGGAACGGUGGGAGGGGCGUGAGCGCGGAGCAGAGGACGAAGAAGCGUGGUGAGGAGCAAGAGGCAACCCCUCACACAGAGCCGUCGCGAGGGUCGAGGAGGAGUGGAAGGCGGGUAGCUGCGAAAGGCCCGCGUGGAUGCGAUCAGAGUAGUGCGGAGGAUGGGUCUGCGCACCACCCGGCAAUCCGCACUGCACCCCGCGCGCAACACACGCCUUCCCACCAACACCCGACUCCUCCUCCACCUCAUCCUGAUCAACUGCCUCUGGUCACCCAGCCAACUGGUAACCAGUCCAUCAGCCAAACCAGCUUCACCCUCCCGCCCAGCCUCCUCCCCCUCCCGCUCACCUUCCCCUCACCCUCCCCAUCCUCCGCGGGAUCCGCGGAGGACGCGGACAUGCCGUGGGCGGAGCUGAUAGGCGACGUGCGCGGCAUGGAGCAGGACGUGCAGUACGUGCGGCACGCCAUGCUCGCCGCCGGCUUCCUCUCCGACGCCCUUCCCCCCCUCUUCUCCCCGUACCUCCCCAUCAACCCCGCCUUCUUCCAGCACCUCGAAGCCGCCUUCCUCAUGCGCUGCUGCGCGCACGCCACGCACGACCCGUCUCACCUGACUGCCAGCCUGCCCUCCCUCCCUCUCGCCAUACCCGCGUCAUACCACGAGGAGCGCCGGCAGCGCAUGCUGCUCUUUGACGCCGUCAACGAGGCUCUCGGCCGCCGCCUCGCGCCUUUCCUCCCGCGCGCGCCGUGGUCCCCCGAGCCCGCGCAAGUGGCGCCGCGGAGGCGGCCUGUGGGCAUGGAGCUGGUGCAGGAGGUGUGGUCGGAGAUUCACUCAUGGCCCGUGGCGUCCACUGAUGAGGUGUACACGGUGCUGGAUGAGUCAGCAAGGCGUGAUUUGUGGAGGGGCACGGAGAGGUGGCGUGCACAGGAUGUGGCGGAGGAGGAGCCGGGUGUUGUGUUUGAUGUGGAAGGGAUGCUGCUGGAGGAGCUGCUAGAGGAGGUGUGCCUGGAGUUUGUAGAGGUGGAGCAGAGGCGGGCGAGUAAGAGGAUGUCAGUGCAUGGGGUGGUGAAGGCACAGAUUACAUCGUCUGUCUUUGUCUGUGCGGCUCAUGUGAAGGGAUCUGGAAGGGAUGGAGUGGUGGCACUACUUGGUCCUGCUUGCCCUACUGCUGUGGAGUUCAACGGUCACACGAAGCGCACGCACACAGUGGAGAGGGACCUCAACCCCGUGUGGGAUGAAAAGUUCGUGUUUGCAGUCCCCCUGCCGUCACCCCUCAACCCCUCACUGGCCGACCACCAAGAGCCGGUCCACGUCACCAUCUACACCCUCUCCUCCGCCUCCGCCCCUCUCGUUGCAGCCGGCAGUAUCUCGGCCAGCUUUCGCCGCCCGGUGCUGGGCUCCGCCCCUAGUGGCGGGCUGGCAGGCGAUCCGGAGAGAAGCGUGUUCCUGGGGAAGGUGCAGGUGCCCGUCCGCAUACAUGCCCCCACGCCAGGCAUCCCUCUCCACCCCUCUGCACCCCUCGCCUGGCUGCCUCUUGAGCGCCGCUCCCUUGUCAACCGCAUGCGGGGCGACGUGGGGGCAAAGGCUGAAUGCAAUCCGCUCACCACUCUCUGCUUCGCCCGCACAUCCUCUCGUGCCCCUCCCCCCACCCCAUGCGCCAUUGCCCCUCCCCCCACCCCAUGCGCCAUUGCCCCUCCCCCCACCCCAUGCGCCAUUGCCCCUCCCCCCACCCCAUGCGCCAUUGCCCCUCCCCCCACCCCAUGCGCCAUUGCCCCUCCCCCCACCCCAUGCGCCAUUGCCCCUCCCCCCACCCCAUGCGCCAUUGCCCCUCCCCCCACCCCAUGCGCCAUUGCCCCUCCCCCCACCCCAUGCGCCAUUGCCCCUCCCUCCCCUCCCACCCUGCCCGACGUGCCAGCCUCGUCCAUCAACCCUGACUGCCUGGACGAGUUCGACCAAUGCGAGGCCGACAGGUGGCACCUCCCGCCGUCCGCGUCCAGGUCAUCUUUUUCCGACGAUGAAAACCUGCCCACAGCCCUGUCCCACCAGCUCUCCCGGCACAGCAGCCGCAAUGCUGCCUCGCAUUCCUCCUCGCCUCCCACCUCUCUCCCCCUUCCCACCGCUCCCCCCACACUCCCCACUCUCCCCACCCUCCCCACUCUCCCCAUUCUCCCCACGUUCCCCUCUCUCUAUACCUCCUCCCCUCUCGCCACCAUCGUUUCUUCUGGCGAGCCUCCCCCUCAGCCUGUUUCACCCUCCUCCACCGCCCUCUCCCCGCUGCUUCCCCCUGCCUCCGCCCCCCCCAAAGCACUGCCCCAUGCCACUGUGCCUGCUGAGAAAGCGGGGGCAAAGGGCGAGGGGCUAGGGAUUAGGGGGGGAGGCGACAAGGAGGCAGAUGAAGGAAAGGGAGAGCGGGAGGGGGAAGGGGAGGGGGAGGGAGAAGAGGAGGGAGAGGAGGAGGAGGAGGGGGAGGAGGAGGGGCUAUUGGCAAUGGAGCCGAUUCUGUUUGUGCGAGUGGUGCAGGCGCGCUCACUGCUAGGCCUCGAUCUCAAUGCCUCCAGUGACCCUUUCGCCAUGGUCACGGUGGGCAAGGUCACGGCACGCACGCGCACCGUACCAGAUGAUGUCAACCCCAAGUGGAACCAGGUCUUUGCCAUCGGCCAGUCCGCCACGACCUUCUCUCUCGCCAAUCCCUCCUCUGUGCUUGAGAUUGUGCUCAAGAACGAGAACCGUCUCAUGCGGGACUCCUUUUUGGGAGCCAUCUCGCUGCCAGUUACCUCUCUCCCACACCGCGUUCCCCCUGCGCCCCCUGUUGACCCGCGCUGGAUUCGCCUCGACAAGAAAGCUGCCAGCGCCCCUGCCAGCGCUGCUCGCAGCACCGUCAAAGGCAAAGCUCAGGUGGAAGUGACCACAGGCACUCACAGCGUUCAGCUCGCGUCCGCUUCUUCUUCACACUCAACCCCUCUGCCUCCCUUGUCCUCCAACCAUCCCACCCCACCCCACCCCUGCCUUGCAGGCGAGCUGCAAGUGGCGGUGUGGAUAGGAGUGAGGGCGGACGAGCAGUUUGCAGAGGCCUGGCAGUCGGACGUGAAGGGUGUGGCGCACCACCGCUCGCGCACCUACCCCUCUCCACGCCUCUGGUACCUGCGCGUACACCCCUGCAAGCUGGAGCACCUCCCUGUGCCGCGUGUUGCACCCAACCUUGUGAGUUCUGAGACGUCUAAAAGGCCACGCCUCUGGUAUGCCUCUGGUACCCCUCUCCACGCCUCUGAGCCUAUGUCGUUCCAAUCCCCUUCUUUCCCCCACCCAUCAUCCCUGCUCCCUCCCACCAAUCAGGUGGUGCGGCUACGAGUGCCCUGCGGCAUGCAGGUGCAGACAGGCCCCGCCACCCACCGCACUCCAUCGCUGCCCGGCGAAAGCGAUGCGGGCGGCGGGGUCAACGUGAGCAACGCCAUGGGCAAUGUGAGCAACGCCAUGGGCAACGUUAGCAACGCCAUGGGCAACGUGAGCAACGCCAUGGGCAACGUGAGCAACGCCAUGGGCAAUGUGAGCAGCGCUAUUGGCAACGUGGGCAGUGCUAUGGGCAGCAUGCGGAGCCUUGGGGGCAGCCUGCGCAACAUAGGCGGCAGCAUGCGCAUGCCCCCCGUCUUCCCCCUCCGCAGGGCCGCAGCAGAUGCGGCCAAGACAGGCGCAGGGCAGGGCGCAGAGCAGGGCACGGGGCAGGGCGCACAGCACGGGACAGGGCAAGGCCCAGGGGAGAGGACAGGUGCAGAUGGGGGUGCAGGAGGGGAGGAGGGGCGGGAGGAGGGCGUGUGGGUGUGGGGCGAGGGCGAUGAGCAGGUGCUGGUGGUGGCAGAGCCGCUGAAUGGGCACCUGCACGUGCAGAUCGUGAAUGUCAUCUCUCCCUCCUGGGUAAGUUGUGAGCCCACUGUCCACCCAUCAAGAACCCCUCAACACCCCGCCUCACCCCCCCACACCCCUCCCUGCACGUCCCCGCGGCAGGAGGAGGUGGUGGCAUCAGCAGGCGUGCUCAUCUCCUCCAUCCCCGCCCGCAUCACCCUCGACCCCCUCGAACCCAUCUCCAUCGCUCUCCAAACCACCGCCUCUGCCACUCCUGCAGCCAUCACCACUGCAAACCGCACCUCCUCUUACGACUCCCUCGAAUCUCCCUCUAAACCAUCCCCAGCCCCCACUAUCGCAUCCUCCCUCUCCACCUCCUCCCUAUUCCACUCCUCCUCCCCUCCCUCCUCCUCGUCCUCCCCCACCCCCCUCCUCUCCCUCCUCCUCGCCCUGGAAGGCGGCCACCACGUAUUCACCCAACACCCUCGCUUCCAUUCCUCCCCGCUCCCCGCCGCCCGCUCCCUCUACCCGCCGCCCAUCGCGCGCCUCGAGAUCGGGAUCAUAUCCGCGAAGAAUCUGCAGCGGCCAGUGCCGAGCUCGCUGGGGAGUGCGGGGAUGGAUGUGUACGUGGUGGUGCGGUAUGGCGGCAUGUGGGCGCGCACCAGGACUGUCAGCGGGGAGGUCAACCCUGUGUGGCGUGAGCAGUUUAACUGGCCUGUUUAUGACUUCUGCACCGUUGUCACCAUCGGUGUGUUUGAAAACAAGCACAACAGGGGAGUGACCACGUCAACAGACACCCCUCUGGGCCGCAUACGCAUGCGCCUCAGCGCCAUCGACUCCACGCGCGCCCUCUCCUCGCACCAGCCGCUGCUGUGCCUCACCAAGAAGGGCGUGAAGCAGCUGGGCCAACUGCACCUCGCGCUGCGCCUCUCCCCCGCCAUCCCCCUCUCCCGCCUCGCCGCCACCUACAUCCGCCCCACGCUCCCCCCCGCGCAUUACCACUUCCCCAUCCCCGAAUCCCAAGAACCAGCACUCUUACAGGAGGCUGUGGGCCUGCUGUGUGCGCAGCUGGGAGCAUUCGACCCGCCGCUGCGAGCCGAGGUGGUGCAGUACAUGGGGGAGUGCGAUGAGGACGUGCUGUCAGUGCGGCGACUUAAAGCCAACCUGCAGCGGAUCAAAAUGCUGCGGGCGCGGUUCUCUGCCAUGGCUGCUGGGUUCAAGGCCGUGCGGUCGUGGGAGAGCCUUCCUCUCACGCUCGCCGUGCACGUGGCGUACGCUUUCGCACUGUUCUACCCGUCCUUCAUCCUCCCCACGCUCUUCUUUCUCCUUGCCUGGCAACUGCUCGCCUCCUCCCCCACUCGCCCCCUCGGCCCGCCUCUGAUGGAUCUGAAGCUUUCGCAGGGGGAGGGUAGGGAAGGGGUGGCGGAGAUAGGAGGGGAGGAGGGGGAUGAUGGGGAUGAGGAGGACGAGGAGCAGGAGAAAGGUGGUUCGGGUCCGGUGGCGUACUAUAAGGCCCUGAGGGCCAAGUACGACAAGCUCAUGGACGGUGCAGGGAGGGUGCAACGGGGCCUUGGGGUCAUUGCUGACGCAGCAGAGAAGAUAGAGAUGCUGCUGACGUGGCGAGAUCCAAGCGCUCAUGCUGCUGCUGCUCUUUUGAGCCUCCGUGAUGCCCCUCUCUGUUCAUCCCACCCAAACCACCCCUGCUCCCUUUCCCAACCCCUCAGAGCCACGUUCCUGCUCAUGUCAGCGUGCACGGCGCUCAUGGCUGUGCUGCUGCUGCUGCCCUUCCGCCCCGUGGCGCUAGCAGCGGGCUUCUGGGCGAUGAGACACCCGCGCCUGCGCCGCAUCACGCCCACCAAGGUCAAAUGCUUCCUCGCUCGCCUGCCCACGCGCGCCGACACCAUUUACUGA